Molecule: messenger RNA, 2352 nt
Organism: Psylliodes chrysocephalus
Lineage: Eukaryota; Metazoa; Arthropoda; Insecta; Coleoptera; Chrysomelidae
Source: the annotation of a GenBank genome assembly
AUGUCAGAACAAAUGCUUGAAGCUGCUGAAGCAGCUUUAAAUAGUUUGAGCGAUCACCAUCCAAUCCAUGGGCAAAAGGGUGCACCAAAUGUUGGAAAAUCAGACCAGUAUGCAUCCAGACUCAACAACUUACAGAGAAUACAACAGAAAAAGCAGGCCGUGCUGGCUUUUCCCUACAACAAGAAGUUGCUAAAGUUAGCUGUAUACUCUAAAUGUCAGGCUGAAAAAUGUGACUGCAUUGGGUGGAAGAGAGUUGACAGUAACCAACAGAAUCCAACUUUUACAGAUCCUUGCAGAUGCGAACAUUUACUGGAAAUGCAUAUAUCGCAUUUGGUUGAUAAACCAGAACAAGAAUUGAACAGGCUUUUAAGUAUGGUUGUUGAUGUUGAUAAUAUGUACACAGCUAUGAGUAGAGAGGAAAAUCCGGAGACACAUAGAGUUUACCUGUAUUUAUUUAGGUUGCUAAGGAAAUGUGUUCUGACACUCGAUAAACCUGUGGUAGAAGGACCUUUGGGUCAGCCGCCGUUUCAAAAACCUAGUAUCCAUAAAGCAGUCACAAAUUUACUCAUAUACAAAUUCUCGCAUAUUAGUCAACAAGAGUUGAAAACCAUGUACGAAUUGGUCAAAAUAUUAUUCCAUUGUCUAAAUACCUGGGAUUUCCCCUGUCCCAGUAGUCAAAAACAUAUUGUCAGCCAAGAGGAAGCUACCAAAUAUAAAAUCGAGUACACGAGAUGGUUGGUGUUCUGCUACGUACCGACGUUCUGCGACUCAUUACAGCACUUCGACACUACUAUGGUAUUCGGUCGUACUCUCUUACGAGCAGUUUUUAAAUAUAUUCGGAAACAAAUCAUGGAUCAGUUUUAUAGAGAAAGAGACACCAUGCCUCCAGACAGAAGGCAACUGUUGCUCACCAAUUUCCCUCCAUUUUUAAAUCAACUAGAUGAAGAGAUAUACGCCUCAAAUUCGCCGAUUUGGGAUCCUGAUUUUAAGGCUACAUCGGUGCAUUUUCAGUCUUUGCUGGAUUCUAGAUUAAGAGCUGGUACGAGCGGUUCCAAAAAACCGGAAUUCGAAAGAGUAACUUUGGGACAAACGGACCGGGAAGGAUUCACGAUUACUUCUCUCCCUUCGGGAAAAUCAAUUCGUGCAACGGAAACGCCGAUUAGAGAGGCGAAAAGAAAAAAAAUAGCCCAAGACGAGCAAUUCGAGGAUUUACCAAAGGAUACUGUUUGCGAAAUUAUAGCCACCAUUGACGAUCCUAACUACAUGACUGGUCCAGACAUGGUGUUUUCCGAAAAUGCUCCGGCGACUGAUGAAGUUCCGAAAUUGCAAGAAACCCGCAACAUCAUUCAAUUGCACGUCGUGGGAAACAGUCUCACUCAACCUGUCACGAAACAAACAAUGCUCAUGCUGAUUGGUCUUCAAAACGUUUUUUCGCGCCAACUGCCUAGAAUGCCGAUCGAAUAUAUUACCCAGCUAUUAUUUGAUCCGAAACACAGAACAAUGGCUUUAAUAAAAGAAAAUAGACCAAUAGGAGGCAUAUGCUUUAGACCAUUUCAAACGCAGGGAUUUACAGAAAUUGUAUUCUGUGCCGUCACCUCACAAGAACAAGUCAAGGGUUAUGGUACGCAUUUGAUGAACAGACUUAAGGACUAUCACAUAUCAAAACGCAUUUUUCAUUUUUUGACGUUUGCAGAUCAAAAUGCUAUAGGAUAUUUUCAGAGACAAGGCUUUUCCAAAGAUAUAAAAAUGAACAGAGCAGCCUAUCAAGGGUACAUUAAAGACUACGAAGAGGCUACUUUGAUGCAUUGCGAACUGAACCCGAAAAUAGUAUACACGGAAUUCACGAGUAUGGUUAGAAAGCAAAAGAAAUUUGUCAAACAGCUAAUUUACCAACAGCAAAAAACCGUGUCGAAGAUUCAUCCCGGCAUCACAUUCUUUAAUCAAGGUGUGCGAAGUAUUCCGAUAGAAUCGAUACCCGGGAUAGAAGAAACGGGUUGGAAACCUGCUUCUAGGACUACUAGAGGGCAGCAGUUGGAAGAAUCGCAAGACGUUGAUGUUUUGGCGGGCUUGCUCAAAAGUGUAUUGAAUGCUGUAAAAGGACAUGAAGAUUCUUGGCCUUUCAGACAACCAGUUGACAGGCACGUUGUUCCUGAUUAUUAUGAUCACAUCAAGUACCCAAUGGAUCUAAAGACGAUGGCUGAAAGACUGAAAUCUCGAUAUUACGUGUCUAGGAGGCUCUUCAUCGCAGACAUGAUGAGGAUUUUUACAAAUUGUAAAUUUUACAAUUCACCGGAAACGGAAUAUUAUCAAUGCGCUGAAAAUCUUCAGCAAUAUUUUCAAACAAAAAUGAAA